AUAAAACCAGUUUUUCAAAUGAUGCAGAUUGUAGCAGAAAUGGCAUGGCAGAAACCAACUUCUCAUGAACAAUCAGAAUCUGGCACAGUUAAUCUUAGCGAUAUUGUGAAUGUUUCAAUGCUUGCUGAUAAUAAAAAUGACAAUGAGGAUGAAGAGCUUGAAGAAAAUGAGGAACUUGAUGAAAAUGAAGAGCUUGAAGAAAUAAGCAUAGAUACUUUGAAUACUGCUAAUAGACUUGAUUGCUAUCUGGCUGAUUAUAAAAAUUUAAAAAUUAAACUACAAUACCUUUUUUUGCAUAUUUUAACCCAACCAUCGUUCGUUCGAAUUAUUGAACAAGACAUUGAAAAUGUCGAAGCAAUACAAUAG
Messenger RNA from Dentiscutata erythropus, 366 nucleotides. The record is from the annotation of a GenBank genome assembly. Lineage: Eukaryota; Fungi; Glomeromycota; Glomeromycetes; Diversisporales; Gigasporaceae.